GGGCGGGCGGACGUUCGUCAGUUGCUCCAUAUUACCGUGUCGCGAGUAUAUAACAUAAAUUUGUGUAGUGUUUCGUGUUGUGACUCAGUGUUAUCAGAAAUUAUCAUCUAAUUAUAUUAACAACACAGAUGAUUUCAAUAGUGAUUUGUGCGUAAAAGGAAAAAAUCUAAGAUUGGAACACCAGAACAUGUGCCGUUCGUGGCGAAGGCAUGUGGCGUGGUACACUUGAGUGGUGUGACCAUCAUGGCGUGGCAAGUUGGCCUGUUCCUUCUGCUGUGUCUAGUUCACUGCGACACCAAGACCGUGCUGCAAGAUAAACUUGCUGGUGUACGCACAGUGGACGUGCAGGCAGUGGAAGGCAUGACCGCAAGGUUCCCGUGUGAUCUGGGCACUGCAGCCAACGACAAGGUCUACAUGGUGUUCUGGUUCCGAGAUGAUGCUGGUAUUCCUCUGUACAGUUUUGACGUACGAGGCAAACAUCUGUCAGAGGCUCGUCAUUGGUCAGCGCCAGAGGUGUUUGGACCACGAGCCCACUUCUCCACGUCACCACCACCGGCGUCUCUUCUCGUAAGAGAUGUUAAGAGAAGAGAUGAAGGCGUCUACAGGUGUAGGAUAGACUUUCGGAACACACAGACAACUAGUUUCAGAUACAACUUAACAGUUGUUGUGCCACCAGAAAAGCCAGUAGUGGUCGAUCGAUGGGGUCGAGUAAUAAACACUACCACACUCGGACCACAUGAGGAAGGUGAUGACGUGCUUCUCACAUGUCGUGUUCUUGGAGGAAGACCAGAGCCAUCAGUGAGGUGGCUUGUAAAUGGCGUCUUAGUUGACGAUGAAUAUGAACAUAAUACAGGAGACGUAAUUGAAAACAGAUUAGUCUGGGCAUCUAUCAGAAGAGCUGAUUACGCAGCAGUAUUUACGUGUCAAGCAGCAAACUCGCAUCUGGUGCCGCCUAAAGAAGUUUCGUUGGUACUGGAUAUGUUCUUGCGCCCUCUGACGGUAGAAAUCAAGAAACCAUCAGAAGUGGGUGACGUUGAUGUGCUGACGGCAGAGCGUCGUUACGAAGUUGCCUGUGAGUCUGCAGGAAGCAGACCACCGGCGAUCAUCACGUGGCACAAAGGAAAACGACAGCUAAAAAGGAUAACUGAGGAACUUCGAGACAACUUGACGGUUAGCGUGAUGAGCUUCGUCCCCACGUUGGAUGAUGAUGGCAAGCCAAUCACCUGCCGAGCUGAGAACCCCAACGUGACCACUUUGUUCAUAGAAACUUCUUGGACUAUCAACGUUGUAUAUCCUCCGGUGGUUAAGCUGCGGUUAGGAAGUUCCCUGGCUGCUGGUGAUAUCAAGGAAGGUGAUGACGUGUACUUCGAGUGUCACGUCAGAGCCAAUCCACCCACCAGGAAACUGUCGUGGCUUCACGAUGACCGGCCAUUGGCUCACAACGCAACAGCAAGGGUGUUUCACAGCAACCAGAGUCUGGUGCUGCAGAAGGUGACAAGACAGAGCAGCGGAAGAUAUGCUUGUUCUGCACUCAAUGCUGAAGGAGAAACAGUCUCCAACGAACUACAUUUUAGGGUCAAAUAUGCGCCCUCAUGUCGGACCGGGAAUGGCGGUGUGUCAGUAGUGGGUGCAGCCAGGGGGGAGUCAGUCGUGAUUGUUUGCGAGGUGGAUGCUGAUCCCCCCGCCGCAGUCUUCAAGUGGAAGUUCAACAACUCGGGAGAGACAAUUGACGUAGCAGCUGACAGAUAUACCUCCAACGGAAGUGCUUCUAGUCUCAAAUAUACCCCCGUGGCAGAUUUAGAUUAUGGGACACUAUCCUGCUCUGCAUCAAAUGAAGUUGGUUCCCAAAUAAUGCCAUGUGUUUUUCAAAUGGUCGCUGCAGGGAAGCCUCACGCACCGAGAAAUCGUACUCUCUGGAACCAAUACAAUAAUACUUUAGUUAGGCACUGA
Molecule: messenger RNA, 1950 nt
Organism: Leptidea sinapis
Lineage: Eukaryota; Metazoa; Arthropoda; Insecta; Lepidoptera; Pieridae
Gene: side-II
Product: nephrin-like
Exons: 13
Coding region: 244-1950 (568 amino acids)
Source: RefSeq, a predicted model, not a curated record